Messenger RNA from Phyllotreta striolata, 5768 nucleotides. NCBI's taxonomy places the organism in Eukaryota, Metazoa, Arthropoda, Insecta, Coleoptera, Chrysomelidae. The record is from the annotation of a GenBank genome assembly.
AUGGAUUAUCAUCCUACAGGAUUGCCGGGCAGUAACAGGAUGGUACUUAAUCACUUCGAUGUAUCAACACAGGCGAACAUCCAACACGCCGCCUUGACUUACGAGUCAGAAGACGAGAUGACGAGCAAAUUACAGCAGAGGGACAGGGAUAGAAGAAACGCGGCGCGUGCGCAUUACAACCGCGAGGACAUCAGAGAGCAAUAUUGCAUCACCGAAAGGGGCUUGGGCGCUUUGGAGACGAAACACAGCCUCUUCGGGUGCCUUUCGGCCCCCCACGGGGCCUCGUCCUGCUCCAAUAGGGCUUCUCUAUUGACGGCUUGCGUCAGACAAAAGGUCCCGUCUGAUGAGAAUCUCUACGAUUUGUACAAAAGACAUCCUUCGGAGUAUGCACCUUAUCCUAGAAGAAGCAGAUAUCCCUGGGGACCUGUCACAUCAGAUAUAUACCAUUACGACGAGGAUCUAAAGACAUCUUACUUCAGAAGGAAGCCCAUCAUAGACCCGAGUCGUUACACCUGGAUGCCCUCUGAUGAUGAGUCCGAUAAAAUGGAGAAACCCAGGUCUAUUGUGGAGAACAAUUGCCAUCACGAUCGAGUGGCCAAUCCUUCCUCUUCAGUCAUUCUACCGGGGAAGAAACACGUGAGUUUCGCCAGAUCUCACACCCUCGCCUCAUUCGAUAGCACUUUAUCUUCUUUGAGCUACUCCACCGGCCAUCUUAACAGGAUUACCAACAGCCAGGAGAGGCUAUUGGACGUCAGAAAACCGGAUAUUCAACCUAUUAUAACCAAACAACCCGAACAAGAAUUCUCCGAGAAAAUCAAAAGGAUAUCGAUGAAAACUCAAGCUACGCAAACGGAGGCUGGUCUCGGCAGGAAACCUCUACCGCCCCACGUGAAUUUGAGCCCCAGGACAAUGCAAAAAGUGAAGAUGGUCUCCCAAGGCGCCCAGACCAACGGCUUCCUCAACAACAGGAAACUGAAGAAAUCCUUCUCGGAGGCCGGCGGCAAGUUCGGCGCGAACGGCGCCGACUCGGACCCGUACGAAUCCUCCGAUCACGAGCCGCUGCACCGCACCCAAUCCGACGAGCCGCCGCGCUCGCCGUUCCUGCCCGAACCGCCGCCGAACCGGCUCCGGCCGCCCGACAGCGACGCCUCCUCGCUCACCAAAUCCGACGAUUCCACCGAAUCCAAGCAGGAGAUCUUCAUCGACUUCAAGCCCCAGCUGGCGCCCGGCGAGGAGAAGCCCUCGAAGCGGACGCUGAUGAAGGCCUUGUCCGACGGGGAGAUCCUCUCGGAGCGACGCAGGGUGAGGAUUUCCGAUGACGGGGUCGUCCCGGAGGCGGGGAUCCACUCGGUGAGCCACGACGACGUGCGCAGGGACGACGAGGACGAGCGGAUUUUCGCGCCUUGCUUCCGGGAAACGCCGAUUUUGAACGAGGGCGUUUGCAAGCCGUUGGAGCGGAACGUUUACUCGUCGGUGGAGGUCGAUAACGGGGCGUACGGGCAGGAUUCGAUCGAUGAGGAUUUCCACGAGCAUUUGAUCUACAGCAAAACGUAUUUGGGCAGGGAGUACGUGGAGGAGCAGAGGAUUAACAUGGAGAAUUGGUUGAAGGACGAUUCGAUUGUGCCGUCGAUAAGUUUCUUGCCUCAUGCUAAACUAUCGCCGUUUACAUCUAACGAUUCUUUGGCGAAUGAUGGAAGAGAUCAAUCCGACGGGAUAUGGAACGAAUCCCAAGCCACGGUCCUGCAAGCCGAUUCUGGAACCGAUAACGGAACCGUGCUGAGCAGCUCUGAAUUAAAUUCCGCCACAUCGCCCGUUUUAGCUCUAACCCCUUCAUCGAAGAGGAAACACAUGCUGAUGAUCCAACACCAACAGCGAUCCUCCAUGGACACGGAAAACCUCGACGAGGAACUCUCCGAGCAACACCUCCAGGAGAAUUCCAGGAAAACCGGUCCGAUCCGGCCCGCUUCCAGGCAAUUCCUAUCCGUCGAGAAUGCUGCACCUAUAAGAAAGAAACUAACCCCAGAAACUGCCGCGGGAUCGUCCCCUUUACCUGCUGUCGUUCCCGAUUUGUUGCUCUCCAGAACCGACUCCUGCAGGACCAACACCGACGUAUCCGAGAGCACCACGACAGACGAUUACAUCACCGCCAAUUCCGGAACCGACAGCUCGAGGAAAAGCGGUUCUAACAAGGGUGCCGAGUUGUACGUGAACCUUUCGCGCUUGAAUAACGGCGGGUCCAGCUUGGAGAGCACCAGGUGCUCGGAGGACAUGGUGGUGCCGUCGUUCGCGCCCGCCUUCGCCCCCAACGAAGGCGACUCCUGCAGCCGGUGCAACACCCCAGUGCCUCAAAUCCGCACCGGCCGAUCGACUCCGUCCGACGACACGAGCUCCUCCUGCGGCAGCUACAGCGUGGGCGGCUCGGCGCCCGAUCUGCUCGACCGCUUCGUCGUCGAUUCGGUGCCGUCGCGACGGAAGAAAGCGUGCCCGCGGGCGCCGGCCUCCGACGAGGAGCCCAACAGCGCGCUCUGCUCCUCGUCGGGGUACUACGAAUCGCCGAUGGAGGACGACACGACUUCCUGGACUUCCCCGAAACCGGACAAACAUCGCAGAUGCAAAGAUUUCACUUUGGAAUUAUCGAGCAACAACACCAAAUCCUACGCGAUGGUUUCCAACGGGAAAUCGAACAAACGCAACAACAAAACCUCCCCGUCGGCUGAUAAACCGAAGCGCUCCAAGCCGAGGAUGCGCAGCCCUAUGCAGGGCCCCAGGAAGGGCGGCCCGUCGAAGAAGCACCUCUGCGAGAAGGAGCGCAAAGCCACAUCGGAGGAAUCCAGCUGCGACAUCGGCGACAAUCCACACCUCAGCAACCAGAACUCACCGAGGCGGAGCAAGAAAACCAAGGAAAACAACAAGAAGAAACCGUCCCCUAGGUCGCCGAUUAACCACCAGAAAAGCGGCGCCAACGGCGAGAAGAAAUCCUCCAGCCUACCCAACAGCUUGUCCAGAAAAAAACCAUCGAAACCGUCGCCGAGGAACUCGCUGGUGCCCGAUUGCGGCCAAUCGGAGCCCAAAAGCCCCGUCGGUUCCCCGUCGCGACUCGGCGCGACCAAACCGGACAAGCUGAAGGCGCUCAGCGCCGAGUCGCUGCGCUCGGUGAGCCCGGGCAGCGACAGCGUCUUCUACAGCGACCCCAGCACCGUGGAGCACCAGGUGCACUGUCUGCACUGCGGCAAGGAGGUGGACGUCGUCACCGCCGAUGAUCCGGAGAAGGGGGCGGCGCUCGCCGCUCCGGGCCCGGAGGAGAUCGUCCGGCCGCCGGCCGGGUUCGAGGACUCGCCGAGGAUCCGGGUCAGCGGCAGGUUGUUCAAGAAGCUGGAGCGCAGGAUCCGAUCGGAGGAGAGGAACUAUUUGGAGAACAGGAAGAACCGGUACAAGACCGAAGUGAGGGCGAAGUCGGAAGAAAGAGGAGCGAACACCUAUCGCAGCAAGCUGAGGUCUACGGAGAAGUCAUCGGAGGAGCUGUUGAAAGGGGCCGAUUCCAGUCCGAGCGUUUUACCCGGAGACCCGGAAACGGAAGAUGAUACGGGUGUGUACGAUGCCCCGUACGUGGAAGGUUGCUGGAUACAAAUCGACGAAAGAGACGAGGUUCUAUCCAGGAUGUCUUGCUCCAGUCCAAGCGAUAAACCUUCGCGCAAAGACUCGGUUUCCAGCACGGAAUCGGAGCGGGAGUUUCGAAGGAAGUUCCAAGCCGUGACUCACAGGAUGGUCCAUCGGAAAUCCUGUUUGGAAAUGUACAAACGACAGACUAACAAAUCGUUCGCACGACCGGUGCAGCGCGCGGUUUCUUUACCUCUCGAUUAUCAAUUUAAAUUCGACCUAAAUUACGGAAAUAAAAUCAUGGAGGACCUGUUAGGUCGGUCGGACUUGAAACUUAAACUCGAAGAACUACUGAAAGUUAUGUUACUGCUUUGGUGCAGGAAUAAAGAAGCCCUCAAAGGUUCGUAUGAAUUCGUGUUGAGUUACACGGAACUUACCCUACCCUACCUCUACUUACGAUUCAAAACCGCCCUAAAAAGCUCCAAAAUCUCUCCAAAAUCUUGCCCAACCCUACCUCUACUUACGACUCAAAACCCUUCCAAAAAGCUCCAAAAUCUUGCCCUUCCCUACAUCUACUUACGAUUCAAAACCGCUCCAAAAAGCUCCAAAAUCUUGCCCAACCCUACCUCUACUUACGACUCAAAACCCUUCCAAAAAGCUCCAAAAUCUUGCCUAACCCUACCUCUACUUACGACUCAAAACCCUUCCAAAAAGCUCCAAAAUCUUGCCCUUCCCUACCUCUACUUACGAUUCAAAACCGCCCUAAAAAUCUCCAAAAUCUCUCCAAGAUCUUGCCCUACCCUACCCCUCCUUACGAUUCAAAACCGCCCUAAGAAGCUCCAAAAUCUCUCCAAAAUCUUACCCAUUCCAAAUCCCUCCUUUCCCUAUGCAAUACCCUACUUCCUAGACCUUCUACCCUACCCUACCCUACAAAAACAUAUCAAUAACAUUGCAUUUUCUUUUGCAGAUUGCGACAAGACCGUGGUGGUUCGCAGGGAAUCGGGCGAGUUCGGUUUCCGAAUACACGGCUCGAAACCGGUGGUCGUUUCCGCCAUCGAGCCGGGAACCCCAGCUGAAACCUCCGGUUUAGAGGUGGGAGACAUCGUGUUAUCGGUGAACGGGGUGAGCGUGCUCGACAAAAACCAUUCGGAGAUCGUGAAAAUAGCCCAUGCAGGAAGCGAUACACUAACAAUGGAGGUAGGAUUGAUUUAUUCGUUCGUUCGCCGACAAUUCACCGAUACAAUUGGUCCACAGGUAGCGAGAACCUGCUACGUGCUGACGCCGCAACGAGACGAAGACACAUCGAAGGCGCUGUUCAGCGGGUACCUGUGGAAAUUGAGCGGGUACGCGAGCGGCAACAGCGACAAUCGCAGGUGGCUGAGACGCUGGUUCUGCCUGAAGCAAAACGGCUGUUUGUACUGCUACAAAACCGACGCGGACAAGCACCCGGUGGACGUGACGUUGUUGCAGAACCGGGAGAUCCGGCGGAUGGAAUCCGAUCUCAAGGCGAACGUGUUCGUCGUGCAAAAGCACGAGGGGGUGCCGCUGUAUUUGGCGGCGGAGUCGCUCGAUUUGGAAGAGAAGUGGAUCGAGGAGAUGGGUAAAUUGAUGGGGGACAAGAGGAAGAAUUCGAUCGAUGGGUUUUUGGAGCGGACCAAAGGGGAUUUGAGUUUGCCGGCGUGCGAGGUGAAAGAGCCCGAUUGUUUCGGUUAUUUGGUGAAAUUGGGCACGCAAUGGAAGAGCUGGAGUAGGAGAUACUGCAUAUUGAAAGAUGCUUGUCUUUAUUUCUAUCAGGAGGCCAAUGCGAAGAGUGCCUUCGGAGUGGCGUAUUUACAUGGGUACAGAGUGCAGCAGUAUCUGUCAGGAACUAAAAAAUAUGCGUUCGAAAUCGCCCCGGCGGACUCCACGAAGAAACAUUAUUAUUUCCAUGCGGACUCUGAUGCUGAUAAAAAGAGAUGGAUAGCUGCCUUGGAGUACUCGAUAGAUAAAUGGAUGAAAAUUUAGGAAUGCUAAAAAAAUAAAUACAAUUAAUUGUAUUUGAUACAUACACCGAUUUGAAUUCGAAAUGUGAAUAUACAGUAUUGAUUUCUAUUCACUAUUUUAUUGAGUAACGAAUUAACUCGUGUAUAUUUGUUUUAUUUGUGAGUGUGAUUUUCGAUUUUCAACAAUAA